Cyprinus carpio (common carp) is the source of this 3479-nucleotide messenger RNA. RefSeq names its product ras GTPase-activating protein 3-like. Gene Ontology annotation, biological process: regulation of GTPase activity; negative regulation of Ras protein signal transduction; intracellular signal transduction. Lineage: Eukaryota; Metazoa; Chordata; Actinopteri; Cypriniformes; Cyprinidae. Gene Ontology annotation, molecular function: GTPase activator activity. The record is from RefSeq and is a predicted model, not a curated record.
CGCGCCGCUCAGUCCAGUGAGUCACCGUUCGCGCUGGAAUACCGAGAGGAAAAGAGCGGCGGAUAACGAACGGAAACCGGGAAAAGAGCUGGAGCUGCGAGCAUGGCGGUCGAGGAGGAAGGUCUUCGGGUUUUCCAGAGUGUCAAAAUAAAAAUCGGUGAAGCGAAGAACAUCCCUCCGUAUCCGGGUCCGAAUAAGAUGCGGGAUUGUUACUGCACAGUCAACCUGGACCAGGAGGAAGUGUUCCGAACCAAAACCUUAGAGAAGUCCUUAUGUCCGUUCUAUGGUGAGGACUUUUAUUGUGAAAUCCCUCGCAGUUUCCGCCAUCUGUCCUUCUACAUCUUUGACAGAGACGUGUUCAGGAGGGACUCCAGCAUCGGUAAAGUGGCCGUGAAGAAGGAAGACCUGCAGAAAUACCACGGUAAAGACCACUGGUUCCCGCUGCAGCCGGUGUGUGCAGACUCAGAGGUGCAGGGAAAGGUUCACCUGGAGCUGCGUCUCAGUGAGGUCAUCACAGACAGCGGCGGCGUCUGCCACAAGCUGGCCACACGGGUUCUGGAGUGUCAGGAUCUGCCGAUAGUGAAUAACCAGUGUGAUCCGUAUGCUGCCGUCUCGUUACUCGGCCCCUCCAGGUCAGAAGCCAAGAAGACGAAGGUCAAACGGAAAAACAACAAUCCUCAGUUCGAUGAGGUCUUCUUUUUUGAGGUGACCAAACCGUUGAGCUACACCAAACGCCAGUUUGACGUGGAAGAGGACGACGUGGAUAAACUCGCGCUCAAGGUGGAUCUGUGGAACGCCAGCAAUCUGAAGUUCGGAGAUGAGUUUCUGGGAGAGGUACGGGUGCCGCUGAAGGUGCUGGGACAGUCGGGUGUGCACGAUGCAUGGUACUUUCUACAGCCCAGAGAUAACGGCAAUAAAUCGGUGAAGGCUGAUGAGCUGGGCUCGUUACGACUCAACAUCGUUUACACGGAGGACCAUGUGUUCCCCACGGAGCAUUACAACCCACUCCGAGACCUGCUGCUGCAGUCGGCGCACCUCGAGCCUGUCUCGGCGUCCGCGGCUCAUAUCUUGGGCGAGGUGUGUCGUGAGAAGCAGGAGGCGGCCGUUCCUUUGGUGCGACUUUUCCUGCACUACGGCAAAAUCGUGCCUUUCCUCAGUGCCAUCGCCCACGCCGAGAUCAGCCGCACGCAGGAUCCCAACACUAUAUUCCGGGGAAACUCGCUGACGUCCAAAUGCAUCGAUGAGACCAUGAAGCUGGCCGGGAUGCAUUACCUGCGCGUCACGCUCAAACCCAUCAUCGAUGAGAUCUGCACAGACCACAAACCCUGUGAGAUCGACCCCGUCAAGCUGAAGGAGUCCGAGAACUUGGACACCAACAGGGAAAACUUGCGUCAGUACGUGGACCGGAUCUUUAACGUGAUCACCAGCUCGGGUGUGAGCUGCCCGACGGUCAUGUGUGACAUCUUCUUCUCGCUGCGAGAGUCUGCGGCGUCACGCUUCCAGGUUGACCCGGAUGUGCGGUACACAGCUGUUAGCAGCUUCAUCUUCCUCCGUUUCUUUGCUCCUGCCAUCCUCUCUCCGAACCUCUUCCACCUGCGUCCGCAUCACCCGGAUCCGUACACGUCUCGGACGCUGACGCUCGUUUCCAAAACCAUCCAAACUCUGGGAAGCCUGGCCAAGUCCAAAUCUGCCAACUUCAAAGAGUCCUACAUGGCUGCGUUCUACGACUACUUCAACGAGCAGAAGUACGCAGAUGCAGUGAAGAACUUCCUGGAUCUGAUCUCGUCCUCGGCCCGCUGGGAUCAGAAGAGCAUCGAGACGCCCAUCAUGCUGAAGGAAGGAUUCAUGAUCAAACGAGCUCAAGGGCGAAACCGCUUCGGUCUGAAGAACUUCAAGAAGAGAUGGUUCCGGCUGACCAACCACGAGUUCACUUACCACAAAACCAAAGGUAACGCAAAAGGAGAGGGCGCUCUGUGCAGCAUCCCUAUUGAGAACAUCCUGGCUGUAGAGAGACUCGAGGAAGAGUCCUUCAAAAUGAAGAACAUGUUCCAGGUCAUCCAGCCGGAGAGGGCGCUCUACAUCCAGGCUAAUAACUGUGUGGAGGCGCGCGACUGGAUCGACAUCCUGACCAAGGUCAGUCAGUGUAACCGCAAGCGUCUGAGCACUUACCACCCGUCUGCGUUCCUCAACGGACACUGGCUCUGCUGCAAGCUGUCUGCGGACACGGCUCCCGGCUGCACGCCCUGCACAGGGGGACUUCCAGCCAACAUCCAGCUGGAUGUAGACGGAGACCGAGAGACGGAGCGGAUCUACUCGCUCUACAGCACAUACAUGGCCAAACUAGUCAAGAUGCAGGAGGCGUGUGGCAGUAAGUCGGUGUACGACGGUCCUGAGCAGGAGGAAUACUCCACGUUUGUGAUCGACGACCCGCAGGAGACGUAUAAGACCCUGAGACUCGUCAUCUCAGCCGUACAGACACUGGAGCAGCAGCACAUGCAGUACAAACGAGACAAGUUCAGGAAAACCAAGUACGGCAGCCAGGAACAUCCAAUCGGUGAUCAGAGCUUCCAGUGUUACAUCCGUCAGCAGUCAGAAAGCUCCACCUACUCCAUCUGACCACGCCCACUGCAGACACCGUUCCACGGCAACAGUCGCGUCUCAGACAGGAAGGCGGUCACAGACGAAAGCUAAACCUCUGGUGUUUUUAUACGGUUUUAACCAAUCAGCAGCCGCCAUGCACAUCCAUGGACGAUGUAGCUCCGUUUUAACGUUUGAUGAUGUUUUUAAGCUAGGAGACGAGCAGACGUCCUCUAGCGGUGGAUGUUUUUAUAACAGAGUAUUGGACUGUAGGACAGAUGUCACGAUCCUCUGCUUUGACAGGCUCUGGUUGUGGAUGUGAGAGCUGUAAGCGUGUUUUGAACUCUGCUCUGUUUCUGCCUGCUCUUCCCUCCGUUCACACGCGUCCAGUAUUGAUGUCACGCCCGCAGAAGCAGCGCUGCAUUGUGGGAAGCGUGUGGUGUGGUGUCUUACAGCAUGCAGAUGUCCAGCAUGUGGCGUGGCGCUGAUGGUUUGUGGGUCCAGUCGUGUUCAGCAUCACACUUGUGUUUUUAUACUCUCUGUUACGUCUCACGUCCUGUAAAUUCACUGAUAUCCUGCUCUGGUUACAGCAUGUGUGUGUGUGUGUGUGAGAGAAUCUGAAAUAAGGAUCAUGAGUGUGUUUCAUUGAUUAAUUAUCAAUAAUAAUUCCCAGUUCAUCACAUCACACUUUAUAGAGAUAUUUAAUAUGGAUUUACUAUUUUGAUGCAUUUCAUAAAACCUGUCAAGAUCAUGUCCUGCUCAAACUUCACCCUGAAAUCAUAUAAUAUUAAUAUAUUAUAAAUAUAUAUCUAAUAAUAUACAAAUAAUAAUUAAUAUUAAAAUACGUAUAAUAUUAAAAUAUUAAAAUCACAUUAUUUUAAUGCAAAAUAUUUUACUGUAAU